UCCAGCUGUCCAAAUGUCCAAUUCUCCCGUAUAGUUAUUUUAUUUUAUUAUAAUAUCAAAUUCUUUUUAUUUGCGAAAGUUUGAAUUACUUUUGGAGUAUUUAUGCUCUUCCCUCCAAAUUCCAAUUCCUCAGAUUUACAUAGAUUUUUUUCCUUAUGUUUGGUAGUUAUGCUGUUAAGGUUUUCCCAACUGCUGCUACCAUGAAGCUCGCGAUCUCCACCCCCUCCUAUUCUUUGAUAGCAUCCGCCAUUAAAUCUUCGAUAGCCCAAAAUUCUCUACCAGUUGGCAAAUCCCUCCAUGCUCAUAUCAUCAAGAUUGGAUCUUUACAUGAGACUGUUCUCUGUAACCAUCUCCUUAACCUUUACUCUAAAUCCCACCAACCGGACGAUGCCCGCAAGCUCUUCGAAGAAAUGCCCGAAAGAAACCUGAUCUCUUAUUCCACCUUAAUAUCUUCCAAUUCUAGAUCUGGUGAUCCCAAUCUUGCCUUGCAUCUGAUGGCUGAGUUGCAUAAAUUAGCCUUUGAGCCCAACCAGUUCGUGUUCUCUAGCUCAAUUGCAGCUUGUUCCAAGUUGAAAUAUUUGAGCUUGGGGGAGCAAAUGCAUGCCCAAGUGAUUGUCUCUGGUUUUGGAUCAGACUCUUUCGUGAGCACAACUCUAAUCGACAUGUACUCAAAGCUUGGUUAUCCAGAGUUGGCUGUUUCAGUUUUCAGGCGGCGCCUAGUUGGCGAUCCAGUCAUGCUUAAUUCUAUGAUUUCCGGUUAUGUGAGCUUUGGUGCCUAUGAGGAUGCUCUACGGCUCUUUGGAGAAGCAAGGCGGGAUUUUGAUUUCAAGCCAACAGAAUUCAGUUUCGGUAGCUUGAUUAAGGCCUGCUCAGAAUCGGAAAGGGAUAUUGGGGAGCAAAUUCAUGGUUUUAUAGUGAAGACUGGAUUUGAUUCUAAUUGUUUUGUUGGAACCUCUCUCAUUGAUAUGUAUGGUAGGUUCGGAGAUAUAGAAAGCUUGGAAACAGUUUUCAAGAACAUCAUGUCUGCUGAUACUGCUGUAUACAAUGCCAUGAUUGGUGGAUAUUCGAAAAAUGAGCUAGAUGGGAUUGCACUGCAAUAUUUCUCUGAGCUGAGGUUGGAAAGCUUCGAACCAAAUGAGUGCACAUUAUCUGGUGCUCUUAAAUCCUGUGGUGGUUUGAAGUCUUUUGACUUGGGAAGGACAAUUCAUGGGAUUGUGGAGAAGUCCAGGUUUCAGCAAAAUUUGGUAGUUAACACUGCUUUGAUUGAUAUGUACAUGAAAUGUGGUAUGGUGGCAGAAGGUUGUGAAGUUUUUGAUUGCAUGCGGGAAAGAAAUACCAUCUCGUACAAUUCAUUAAUUUCUGGGCAUGGGCAAAAUGGAAAUUUUAGUGAGGCUAUUGCCCUGUUUGUUGAGAUGAACCGCCAACAUCUAGACAUGGAUCUUGCUACCUUUGUUGCUUUGAUGCCAUCAUGCUGCGGACAUGAAUGGAGCCUCUAUGUUCAUGUAGUUAAGCAUGGUUUUGGGUCAGAUUUGAUGGUCAAAAAUGCACUAUUAGAUGGUUUACUCAAAAAGGGUGCAGCAGAGGAGGCUAUAGAAUUUUUCGGUAAGAUGAAAGAGAGAAAUGUUAUCUCAUGGACGACAAUCAUAUCAGGACUCACUCAGUUGGGUCUCCAUUCCGAUGCAAUAGAGCUCUUUAAAACAAUGUGCUCUACAGAAGUCUAUCCUAACAGUUUCACUUUUUCCAGCAUCUUAAAGGCUUGUGGUCACCUAACUGGUUUAGACCAAGGAAGAUGCAUCCAUGGAUGCAGCAUAAAGCAUGGGAUAAUGGAUGAAUUCACCAACAGUGCUAUGUUGGAUAUGUAUGCAAGAUGUGGAGCUUUGGAAGAUGGCAGAAGGCUGUUUGAUGAACUCAUGAACAAAGACAUAGUCUUUUGGAACACAAUGAUCUCUGGAUAUGCCUAUCAUGGACAUGGGCAUGAGGCACUGGAUCUAUAUGCUAAGAUGGAAAAGCAUAAUAUUGAUCCGAACCAUGUGACUUUUGUUUCUCUUUUGUCAGCAUGUAGCCACUGUGGUCUAGUUGAAAAUGGAGUUCAACUCUUUGAUAAGAUGGCUUCUAUGUAUGGGAUAGUCCCAUGCAUGGAACACUAUGGAUGCAUGGUUGAUCUGUUUGGAAGGGCUGGAAUGUUGGAUAGGGCAAGACUCUUUAUUGAAAACAUGCCGUUUGAGGCUGAUGCAUCCGUGUGGACAGUAUUUUUAGGUGCUUGCAAGGUUCAUGGUAAUGUUGAGCUAGCACGACUUGCUAGGGACCAUGUAAUGGGAAUGCAAGGGGAAGAAAGCCCAACACUUGUCCUCAUGUCCAAUAUGUAUUCUGAAGUAGGAAAGUGGGAUGAUGCAGAAAAUGCCAGGAGGAGAAUGAGAGUAGGAUUGAGAAAGGAACCUGGAUUAAGCUGGGUGAGGACUACAGAAGAGCCUCUAUGCAGUAAUGGUGCUAUUUAACAAAAAAUGUCCUUUGGCUGCUACAUGAAGAAUUUGCAAUGAGUGCUUUGAAUAGAAGGGGUACAUGGAACAACCAAUAGAUUGCUGUUGUGAAGGAUGACAACAGAUUUGGGCUGGGUGAGGACUACAGUUAUGGUGCUGGGUGAGGACUACAGAAGAGCCUCUAUGCAGUUAGGGUGCUAUUUAACAAGAAAUGUCCUUUGGUUGCUACAUGAAGAAUUUGCAAUGAGUGCUUUGAAUAGAAGGGGUACAUGGAACAACCAACAGAUUGCUGUUGUGAAGGAUGACUGAAACAUGGGCUUCUCAGAGCUUUCCAUCUGCAUUCUACCAUUUAAGCAUGAAUCAGAUCUACAUGGUACAGAGCGUUCUUAUUCCCAACCAGAACUAUUCAAAUUUCUCAUUAAUGGCAAGCUCUUAUGCCUCUCAAGAAAUUACUUUUAGCAGUGGGCAUCUCUGCGGAAUGUUUCUGGUUAUCAUUCUACUGAAUGUCUUUCCUCCCUUGGCUUUUCUCCUAUAAAUUCUAAUUCUAGUUGGAUUAUCAUGAAUUGCAGGAGAAAAUAUUUAAAAACAGAUACAUAAAGGCAUGCUCCACAGGAUAAGCAGGAUCCUUGUUUUCUUGAUGAUUGAGUCUGUCAGAGCAAGUAAGAGUUCUAAAUUGGGGUGGACAUUGUUUUUAAUUAGAUACUAUUACCAAUGACUCCUCUUCUUGUUCAUAUAUUCUUACCUGAUUUUGAUGUAGUUUAGUUUGCCACGGCACACCCCUAUGGUUCUUGAUAGAAUACUUCACAUCUGCUGUACGUUGUACUUCAGGAUGACAAUGGAAAUUUCAGUGCCAUGCCUCAUUUGAUAAUA
Elaeis guineensis (African oil palm) is the source of this 3347-nucleotide messenger RNA. The record is from RefSeq and is a predicted model, not a curated record. NCBI's taxonomy places the organism in Eukaryota, Viridiplantae, Streptophyta, Magnoliopsida, Arecales, Arecaceae.